CUUGAACAAAAUGGCUUCUUUUUGUUCUGUUUGGAGAAGAAGCAGCAUUCUUUUCCUGUUGCUUUGUGUUCUUGUUGCUCAAAUUAGUACUUGUUUUUCAUCCAAGGUGUAUGUGGUUUAUAUGGGAAGCAAAAAUGGUGAAGACCCAGAUGAGAUUUUGGCGCAAAACCAUCAAAUACUCGCUUCUGUUCAUACAGGAAGCAUAGAGGAUGCUCAAGCAUCUCACAUUCAUAGUUACCGACAUGGUUUCAAAGGCUUUGCUGCAAGGUUGACUGAUCACCAAGCUUCCCAAAUUUCAAAGAUGCCUGGAGUUGUUUCGGUUUUUCCCAACUCGAAAAGGAGUUUGCACACUACACAUUCUUGGGAUUUCAUGGGUCUUCUGGGUGAACAGACCUUGGAGGUUUCCGGAUUCAACAUCAAGAACCAAGUAAAUGUCAUAGUCGGUUUCAUCGAUACUGGAAUUUGGCCGGAAUCUCCAAGUUUUAAUGAUGCCAACAUGCCUCCAGUGCCAGCUAGGUGGAAGGGGGUUUGUCAAUCAGGAGAGGCAUUCAAUUCUUCAACUUGCAACAGAAAAGUGAUUGGAGCUAGAUACUAUAAGUCCGGUUAUGAAGCAGAGGAAGAUUCAGCAGACACAGUGGCAUUCAGUUCUCCAAGGGACAGUGCCGGUCAUGGCAGCCACACAGCCUCUAUAGCUGCUGGUCGUUAUGUGUCAAACAUGACUUAUAAGGGAUUGGCAUCUGGAGGAGCUAGAGGAGGUGCACCAAUGGCGAGAAUUGCAGUAUACAAAACUUGUUGGGACACUGGUUGUUACGAUGUUGACUUACUUGCAGCUUUUGAUGAUGCAAUUAGAGAUGGGGUUCACAUUCUAUCUCUGUCUCUCGGCCCUGAUGCGCCUCAGGGAGACUAUUUCACUGAUGCCAUUUCUGUGGGGUCAUUUCAUGCUGCUAGGCAUGGAAUUCUAGUGGUUGCUUCCGCUGGAAAUGAAGGAAACCCUGGUUCUGCAACAAAUCUUGCCCCGUGGAUGAUCACUGUUGCUGCAAGUUCAACAGAUAGGGAUUUCACUUCUGAUAUCGUUCUAGGAAAUGGUGUUAAUCUCACGGGUGAAAGCCUCAGUGUCUUUGGAAUGAAAGCCUCAGCAAGCAUCAUUUCCGCCUCUGAAGCCUUUGCAGGGUACUUCACUCCAUAUCAAUCCAGUUAUUGUUUAGAAAGUUCCUUGAAUAAGACCAAGGCCAGAGGGAAGGUUCUGGUCUGUCAUCAUGCUGAGAGUUCAACAGAGUCAAAGCUUGCAAAAAGUGUGGUAGUUAAAGAAGCUGGUGGUGUCGGGAUGGUUCUUAUCGACGAGGCAGAUAUGGAUGUUGCCGUCCCAUUUGUUAUCCCUUCAGCAAUUAUUGGAAGGAGGACAGGAAAACAUCUUCUAUCUUAUAUUAAUCGCACACGCCGACCAAUGGCGAGAAUUCUCCCUGCAAGGACUACACUGGGAUUGAAACCCGCACCUCGUGUUACAGCAUUUUCUGCAAAAGGUCCCAAUGCUUUGACACCACAAAUUUUGAAGCCUGAUAUCACAGCUCCUGGACUGAACAUACUUGCAUCUUGGUCCCCAGCAGUAGCUGAUAAGCAGUUCAACAUUCUUUCUGGUACUUCCAUGGCUUGCCCACAUGUAACAGGAAUUGCCGCCUUGAUAAAAGCCGUUCAUCCUUCAUGGUCCCCAGCAGCUAUUAGAUCUGCGAUCAUGACUUCUGCUACUCUUCUGGACAAGAAGCACAAGCCGAUUAUAGUGGACCCUGAAGGCAAAAAGGGUAAUGCAUUUGAUUAUGGCUCAGGCUUCCUGAACCCAACCAGAGCACUUGAUCCGGGUCUUGUCUAUGAUGCACAGCCAGCAGAUUAUGUAUCAUUCCUUUGUUCAGUUGGAUAUGAUGAGAAGUCAUUGCAUCAAAUCACACUAGACAACAGUACAUGUGCUCAGGCAUUCAGAACAGCAACUGACCUCAACUAUCCAUCUAUCACUGUACCAAAUCUCGAAGGGAACAUCUCAGUAACUAGAACAGUUACCAACGUUGGGAAGCCAGAGAAUAUCUAUAAAGCCGCUGUGUCCUCACCUAAAGGAAUCAAUGUAACUGUCAUCCCAAAUCGACUUGUCUUCACCAGCCUCGGCCAGAAGAUAAGCUUCACUGUGAAUUUUAAGGUGGUUGCUCCAUCAAAGGGAUAUACAUUUGGGUUCUUGUCAUGGAUGAGUGGAAGAUCGAGGGUUACCAGCCCUCUGGUUGUCCAAGUUGCACAUUCAAACUCAGGGCUGAUGAGAUAACAGCCUAAUGGAAAAGUUAAGUUAGCUUUAGGACAUUGAUAUUCGUAGUUCAGAUACCAAAACCUUACACAGUAAGAUGCCAAUGCAGAACCAAGUGAAGAUUAGUAUUCCAAGUUGCCUAUAGUUAAGCUUGAAGAUUGAUUGAUUACCAGAUUAUUUGUUUUUUCUUUGGCCUAUAUGAGCAAAUGAAAGAAAGCUU
Molecule: messenger RNA, 2501 nt
Organism: Fragaria vesca subsp. vesca
Lineage: Eukaryota; Viridiplantae; Streptophyta; Magnoliopsida; Rosales; Rosaceae
Product: subtilisin-like protease-like
Exons: 11
Coding region: 11-2302 (763 amino acids)
Biological process (GO): proteolysis
Molecular function (GO): serine-type endopeptidase activity
Source: RefSeq, a predicted model, not a curated record